AUGGCGACCAAAUACACCCUCCGGUCUAGACACCGGAUGCUAUCGGGCCAUGAGAUCCCGGUCAUUGGAUACGGGAUGGUAACCCCGCAUAGCAGCCCGACUAAUAACGACAGCCCUCCAUCCGUGACAGAAAAGGUCACCGCAGAGGCAAUUAAGGCGGGAUUCCGCCAUAUUGACUCGGCCAUCAUGUACGGAAACGAGAAGGCCUGUGGCCAGGCCUUGCUGAACUCUGGAAUUGACCGCUCUGAGCUAUUCUUCACGACCAAGAUCCCACCAGGAUCAAUGGGAUAUUCUCAGACGAAGAGAGCUGUGGACUCGAGUCUGCGAGAGGCAGGCCAUGCCUAUUUCGAUCUAAUCCUCCUCCACGCCCCCUAUGGCGGCAAAGAAGCCCGUCUUGGAUCGUGGCGCGCACUGGUUGAGGCCCAGAAAGCAGGCAAGACCAAGUCCAUUGGUGUCUCCAACUUUGGUGUCCACCACCUGGAAGAGCUGGAGGAGUACAUCAAAGGCGGAGGCGGCGGUGAGAUUUCCGUCGGCCAGUGGGAGUUGCACCCGUGGCUGGACCAUUCUGAUAUCGCGGAGUGGUGCCAUGAGCGCGGGAUCAUCGUCGAGGCGUACUCACCUCUGGCACAUGGUGAGCGGCUUCGGGAGCCGGUACUGAAGAGUCUCGGGCAGAAGCACGGCAAGAGCCCGGCUCAGGUUUUGAUUCGAUGGAGUUUGCAGAUGGGAUUCCUGCCUCUGCCCAAAUCUGUGACUCCGCACCGGAUCAAGGAGAACGCGGAGGUGUUUGACUUUGAGUUAUCAGCGGAGGAUAUGAAAUUGUUGGAUACUGGGGAGUAUUCGCCGACGGAUUGGGAUCCAACCGUGGAUGUGGAUUAG
Messenger RNA from Penicillium atrosanguineum, 876 nucleotides. RefSeq names its product aldo/keto reductase family protein. The record is from RefSeq and is a predicted model, not a curated record. NCBI's taxonomy places the organism in Eukaryota, Fungi, Ascomycota, Eurotiomycetes, Eurotiales, Aspergillaceae. The transcript has 5 exons. Gene Ontology annotation, molecular function: oxidoreductase activity. Bases 1 to 876 code for a protein of 291 amino acids.